GUUUUUAAUUAAACAAUCAAGGUCUUUUAAACACGUUUUGGACAAACACAUGUACAAAUAAAGUCUUUAUGUUGUGUGACAGAGUUGACAUAAAUCCAUUUAGUUGUGUUUUUAUGAAAACAUGUAAGAAUUCUGUCAGCCACGUAGUCAGGGGGACCUGGGCAGAGAUGAGGACUGAGGGGAAUUCUGUCAGCCACGUUGUCAGGACCUGGGCCGAGAUGAGGACUGAGGGGAAUUCUGUCAGCCACGUAGUCAGGACCUGGGCCGAGAUGAGGACUGAGGGGAAUUCUGUCAGCCACGUAGUCAGGGGGACCUGGGCAGAGAUGAGGACUGAGGGGAAUUCUGUCAGCCACGUAGUCAGGGGGACCUGGGCAGAGAUGAGGACUGAGGGGAAUUCUGUCAGCCACGUUGUCAGGACCUGGGCCGAGAUGAGGACUGAGGGGAAUUCUGUCAGCCACGUUGUCAGGACCUGGGCAGAGAUGAGGACCGAGGUUAAUUCUGUCAGCCACGUUGUCAGGGGGGCCUGGGCAGAGAUGAGGACCGAGGUGAAUUCUGUCAGCCACGUUGUCAGGGGGACCUGGGCAGAGAUGAGGACCGAGGUGAAUUCUGUCAGCCACGUUGUCAGGGGGACCUGGGCAGAGAUGAGGACCGAGGUGAAUUCUGUCAGCCACGUUGUCAGGGGGACCUGGGCAGAGAUGAGGACCGAGGUGAAUUCUGUCAGGACCCGGGCAGAGAUGAGGACCGAGGUGAAUUCUGUCAGCCACGUUGUCAGGGGGGCCUGGGCAGAGAUGAGGACCGAGGUGAAUUCUGUCAGCCACGUUGUCAGGGGGACCUGGGCAGAGAUGAGGUGUGAGGCAUAUACCGUAGAAAUAGGAGAAAAGACUGUUCUGCAGGAGAAUGGGUUUACUGUACUAUAAGGGUUGAACAGCUGGCAGCUCUGAGAUAACUCAAUACCCCAGCCUCCUCUCUCCCUUCCCUCCCCCCUCCCAGGUCAGAGGCCACGGAUCAGCCCAUCUCUUUAUCCCCUUCCUCCAUCCCCAGCCCGUCACAGUUCUUCAUUGUCACGUAGCACAAAGAAACACGCUGUCCGCCCCCCUGGACACCGAUGGAGACAGUGGGGGAGGAGAACAUCAGUCUCAUUCUGUUCUGUCACCUCUUCAGACCCAGAGAGAGUUCUGUUCUGUCGCUUCUUCAGACCUGGUCAGACCCAGAGAGAGUUCUGUUCUGUCACGUCUUCAGACCCAGAGAGAGAGUUCUGUUCUGUCACCUCCUCAGACCCAGAGAGAGUUCUGUUCUGUCACCUCCUCAGACCCAGAGAGAGAGUUCUGUUCUGUCGCUUCUUCAGACCCAGAGAGAGAGUUCUGUUCUGUCACCUCUUCAGACCCGGUCAGACUCAGAGAGAGGAGAUGCAGGAAGCAGCACUCACAUUAGAUUAUGUUAGGCCCUAUAGAGAACACUCUGGGGUAGAAUGUUAGGCCCUAUAGAGAACACUCUGGGAUAGAAUGUAAGGCCCUAUAGAGAACACUCUGGGGUAGAAUGUAAAGCCCUAUAGAGAACACUCUGGGGUAGAAUGUAAAGCCCUAUAGAGAACACUCUGGGGUAGAAUGUAAAGCCCUAUAGAGAACACUCUGGGGUAGAAUGU
Oncorhynchus keta (chum salmon) is the source of this 1642-nucleotide messenger RNA. RefSeq lists its product as uncharacterized. The record is from RefSeq and is a predicted model, not a curated record. Bases 69 to 917 code for a protein of 282 amino acids. The transcript is spliced from 2 exons. NCBI's taxonomy places the organism in Eukaryota, Metazoa, Chordata, Actinopteri, Salmoniformes, Salmonidae.